AUGAAUUCAGUUGCUUUCAUUCAGGAUAACCAGCCCAAUGUCAUCAAGGUCAAGGCUCAGACAGAGUUGGCAGGAUAUGUGAAGUAUGCUAUCAAGGUCUUCAGAACUCACAGGACUCUUGUAAUGAAGGGUGCAGGCAAUGCUACUAGUAAGGUUCUCCACCUUACUGAAAUCUUGAAGAGAAGGAUUGGAAAUCUUCAUCAGAUCAACCAUGUCUACUCAGUUGAGGUAGACAACAGGAGAGAAUGCCAAGACGGCAGAGGGAAGAAGAGAAUGUCUAUCUUUGAGUCCAUUCUAUCAGUUGAUCCACUUGAAGAAGAUGAUAUUGGAUACCAAGAGCCAAUUGCAAAGGAGAGGAGACAAUCCUUCAUGACUCCUCAGAAAUUCCAAAGAAACCAGCAGAGAAGAGGUUUCUAUAGAGGAGGAAGAAGCCCAAGAUAUGAAAAUUUCAGACCAAGAUAUGGGCCCCCUAGAGAUUAUGAUGACUUCUAUGACAGUCCUCAUUUCACCACAAGACCAAAUUUCAGAAGAGGAUAUGGUCAUCGCUAUGGCACUGAUUACAAGCCAAGAAGAUACCAAAAUCAGUGGAUCCAAGAUAGCAGACCAAAUUAUGAGUCCAUGAGUCAAGGACCAUCCUACAGAUUUAGAGAAAGAGAAGAAAGAUUUGGUGGCUUCUACUCAAAUGAGAAGAUGCCUAACAGAAGAGGAUUCUCUACCAGAAAGAAGUGGAGAAACAGAAGCAGAGCUGGCACUGUUGUCAACUUCAGAACUCCAGAGUCCAGCGGCAAAGUCUCCAGCAGGAUGUCUAGUCAUCAAGAUUAGUUCUCUCCCUUACUUGUGUUACUAAAUUUCAGUUCAUUUUA
Messenger RNA from Moneuplotes crassus, 863 nucleotides. The record is from the annotation of a GenBank genome assembly. Lineage: Eukaryota; Ciliophora; Spirotrichea; Euplotida; Euplotidae.